AUUCAGUGGUCACUAUAACGUGCAAGUCUUCUGCUACUGAAGCACCAAUGCUGGCUUUCCACAGUUAGAGUGACAGCACUGACAGCACUGGCAGCCAAUGAGAGAAAGGCAUGCAAAUUGACACGAUCCCCAGCUCAAAGCUGGCCAGAGUUGUGCUGCACCGGGAGGGAGAUACAGGGAGGGAAGAAGGCGGGCUGGAGAGUUUUGCAAUCAGGAGGCGGUGUUUAUGUCAGUAAGGAAGUGGGGAGCUGCCAUACAGGGUUGCGAUGUCCUGUCACUCGGGGAUUAACCCUGUGUAAUAAUAGUCCGCUGCCACUUUUUUGUGCCCCAGUAGUGCCCAGCUGCUCCUGGUGACCCGCACCACUCUACCCUCCUCCAUGCCUGCUGCACCCCGUUCUGAGCCAUGGCCAUGCCUAGUAAGAGCGCUGAGUGGCUGCAGGAGGAACUGGAGUCCGGCCGCGAGAGCUCUGUGCUCAUACUGGACUGCCGCCCCCACGAUCGUUACCAGUCGUCGCACAUUGAGGCGGCCAUCAGUCUCACCAUCCCUGGCCUGAUGCUGCGCCGCCUGCGCAAGGGAAACCUCUCCAUCCGCUCCAUUAUACCCAACGACCUGGACAAGGAGCGAUUCGCUAGGCGCUGUAAUGCGGACACGGUGCUGCUGUAUGACGAGGCCACGCACGACUGGCAGGAGAACGGCUCCUCCGUACUGGCGCUGCUGCUGCACAAACUCAGGGAGGAAGGCUGCAGAGCUUACUAUCUCAAAGGUGGUUAUACUAGAUUUCAGAGGGAAUAUCCAGAACGUUGCGAGACUGGCUUGGAUAAUGUUUGCCCCAAUGAACCUUCGCCUGAAAAGGUCCUUGGAUUAGGCAGUUUACAGAUAAAUUCAGAAUGUUCUGAUGGAGAAUCUGACAGAGAACCAAGCAGUGCAACUGAGUCGGAAGGAAGUCCAACCCUCACCAGUCAAUCAACAUUCCCUGUGCAAAUCCUUCCUCAUUUAUACCUUGGCUGUGCGAAGGAUUCCGCCAAUCUUGAUAUUCUGGCCAAAUAUAACAUCAAGUACAUCCUCAACGUGACUCCUAACUUGCCAAACAUGUUUGAACACAAUGGAGAAUUCAAAUACAAGCAGAUCCCCAUCUCAGAUCACUGGAGUCAAAAUCUUUCACAAUUUUUUCCUGAGGCCAUUUCCUUUAUCGAUGAGGCUCGCUCAAAGAAAUGCGGGAUCCUGGUUCACUGCCUCGCUGGAAUCAGCAGGUCCGUCACAGUUACAGUCGCUUACCUCAUGCAGAAACUCAACUUGUCACUUAACGACGCCUACGAUUUUGUGAAAAGGAAAAAGUCAAACAUAUCUCCAAACUUCAACUUCAUGGGACAGCUGCUUGAUUUCGAAAGGACUCUGGGGCUGAAAAGUCCUUGCGAAAUCCGGUCCCCAACGACUCAGCUGUACUUCACCACUCCAACCAAUCGCAAUCUCUUUCAACUCAAUGGUUUGGAAUUUACAUGAUCAGAAUUAUUUUGUAACUAGCCAAAGUUUUAAUGGAAUGAGGUAAACCCAUUGGUGGGUUGGAAAGGUAAAUGCCAAGACCGUGUUUAUUUUGUGCCAAUGAAUAUGUAUUAACAUGUACAUAAACGGUUCA
Molecule: messenger RNA, 1634 nt
Organism: Xenopus laevis (African clawed frog)
Lineage: Eukaryota; Metazoa; Chordata; Amphibia; Anura; Pipidae
Gene: dusp7.S
Product: dual specificity phosphatase 7 S homeolog
Exons: 3
Coding region: 404-1501 (365 amino acids)
Biological process (GO): negative regulation of MAPK cascade
Cellular component (GO): cytoplasm; cytosol
Molecular function (GO): MAP kinase tyrosine/serine/threonine phosphatase activity; protein tyrosine phosphatase activity; protein tyrosine/threonine phosphatase activity
Source: RefSeq, a predicted model, not a curated record